Anoplopoma fimbria (sablefish) is the source of this 2743-nucleotide messenger RNA. RefSeq names its product dematin actin binding protein (gene dmtn). The coding region runs from base 130 to 1257 and encodes 375 amino acids. Gene Ontology annotation, molecular function: actin filament binding. Lineage: Eukaryota; Metazoa; Chordata; Actinopteri; Perciformes; Anoplopomatidae. The record is from RefSeq and is a predicted model, not a curated record. The transcript is spliced from 15 exons. Gene Ontology annotation, biological process: cytoskeleton organization; actin filament bundle assembly; lamellipodium assembly. Gene Ontology annotation, cellular component: plasma membrane; actin cytoskeleton.
CUCCUCCUCGGCUCUAGUAGGAGCUCACAGCCGCGUCUCUCUCCGGUCUGGUUCUCGCGGCUCUCUGAGGUUUAUUCUGCGGCGUUUGGAGCUGAUUAAAACCAACAGGAGGAAGCUUUCUCUACCGUCAUGCAGAAGGUGGAAGGACGGGUGACGCCGGUUAACCUGCCGUCAUCCAGAGGACCGAGCACGCCGGGGUCUCCUGCUACAGCCAUCAUGGCGCGAGUGAACGACCAGGUUGUGGGCUACAGAGACCUGGCAGCUCUGCCCAGAGAUAAAGCCAUCCUUCAGGUGGAGAGACCCGACCUGAUGACCUACCAACCCCACCUCACCUUCUCCCCCCUCGACCCGCCACGCAGACAAAGGUCUCUGUCUCCUCCGGCCUCGUCUCCCACCAUGUCUCCUGAGGUGAAAGCUCGGAGAGCAGAGAGCGACAGCGGCUCACCUGGAGGAUCGACGCUGCAACUGCAGGCUGGACGUAAGAUCAGCAACAGCCAGCAGCACUUCCACAGACCAGAUAACGGAGCCAACAUCUACAGGAAACCUCCCAUCUACAAACACGAUGUAAACAAACAUGUAGAAGGAGUCAUUCAGUCUGCAAAGUUUCCAGCCGCUCAGCCUCCAGAUCCAAAUCUGCCGUCCAAGAUCGAGACCGAGUACUGGCCCUGCCCCCCCUCACUGGCUGCCAUGGAGAUCGAGUGGAGGAAGAAGAAGGAGCUGCAGGAGGAGGACGAGUUUGAAGACCUGACAGAAGAAGCAGAGCUUCUGCAGGAACAAGCUCUGGAGAAGAUUAAGUCCAACCUGGGCCGCCUCAUCCUGAAGGAGGAGAAGGAGAAGGCCGUUCAUUUCCGGAGGAAGACACAGUCUCUGCCGGACAGAACGCACAUGCACACGAGUCUGUCAGCCAGUGCAUCAAAGUCUCCUUCACACUCAGGACCGGGUUUGACCAGAAUGCAGUCUGCAGAGUUUUCCACAGAGGCAGAGAAAGGACAAGCAGAACGGAGAUGCUCGAGGGAGAGGAUGGACAGAGGAAACUCUCUGCCCAGUAUUCUGGAGCAGAAGAUUUAUCCCUAUGAAGCGCUGAUUGUGACCCACAGAGGGCGCUGUAAGCUCCCACCAGGAGUGGACCGCACUCGACUGGAGAGGCAUCUGUCUCUGGAUCAGUUCCAGGAGAUCUUCGAGAUGCCGAUAGCCGAGUUCGAUCGUCUCUCGUUGUGGAGACGAAAUGAGCUGAAGAAGAAAGCUUCACUUUUCUAACAGGAAGUGACCUCAUCCCAAAAAUACUUGAUGACCCGCCUACUCUGAGAGGAGGAGGAGCCAUGAACACACACACACACACACACACACACACACACACACACACACACACACACACACACACACACACACACACACACACACACACUACCUGUGCUGCACUUAUAAUCACUGCUAGCGAACCUUCAUCAUCGUCUUCUCUCCGUUUUGUUCUCCAGAGGUUUCUGGUGUCAUGAAGCCGGUUCACUUUUUAACUUUGUUACCGUGGUUACUGCCACUACUGACCAAUCAGAUCACUGGUUCCUACAGGAGCCUGACAGGGACAAAAGUCACAUCCUUUAAUAUAACGUGGCAUUUUUAAUGAACCAGAACAAUAACUGCCAUGAAAGGACGGAUGAUAUCAGAUUAAAGAGAGGAGGACGAGGCCUAAUAAUAACAGAAACAUUGAUCACUGAAAGGUUUGAGCUUUAAAGUGAUCAGAAUCAGUCGUUUUAUUCCUGAUGCGUCAGCAGAUUCUUCUAGUUGUUUUUUUUUAAACUGUUUAUAUUUUACCAAGCUGAACGUUAAAUGUUCUUCAUUUCAUCUCAUUUAAUAAAUCAAUACUCUUUAUUGAUCAAUAACUCUUCCUCUUCAAUAACCGGCUUCAUGACAUCAUUCAGUCCUCUGAUGAUCAAUCAUUCAUGUGUUCAUCGGAUUGUAAAUCUAUUUAUUUAUUUAAAGAUUGUACUUUUUACUGUGAACUCUUAUUUUGAAAAUAUUAUUUCUGCUGGUCAGUUUUUUUAUCUCGUUUUCAAACUUAACUUCAUCUUAAAGGAGCAGUACGCACUAAUCAAUAGCUAGAAAACGUCUGUCGCAUCUUCACCUUCCUCCUCUUCUUCUCCUCCUCUUCUCCUUCAUCUUCUCCUCUUCUCCUCCUCCUCCUCUUCUCCUUCAUCUUCUCCUCUUCUUCUUCUCCUCCUCCUCUUCAUCUUCUCCUCUUCUUCUUCUUCUCCUCCUCCUCCUCUUCUCCUUCAUCUUCUCUUCUUCUUCUCCUCCUCUUCUCCUCCUCCUCCUCUUCUCCUUCAUCUUCUCCUCUUCUUCUUCUCCUCCUCCUCUUCAUCUUCUCCUCUUCUUCUUCUUCUCCUCCUCUUCUCCUCCUCCUCCUCUUCUCCUUCAUCUUCUCCUCUUCUUCUCCUCCUCUUCCUCCCCUCCUCCUUCAUACUUUCCUCUUCUCCUCCUCCUCCUCUUCUCCUUCAUCUUCUCCUCUUCUUCUUCUCCUCCUCUUCUCCUCCUCCUCCUCCUCUUCAUCUUCUCCUUCUUCUCCUCCUCUUCUCCUUCAUCUUCUCCUCCUCUUCCUCCCCUCCUCCUUCAUACUUUCCUCUUCUCCUCCUCCUCCUCCUCUUCUCCUCCUUCAUCUUCUCCUCCUCCUCAUCUGGUCCUCAUGAUUUUGUCGUACAAUGUAAACAAGUGAAAUAAAUCUGAGAAAACAGAUUUCUGUUUAUUGUCC